AUGCCAACUUCAUGUAAUACGCAUGAUUAUGAUGGUAAAUUACGUCAAAAAUGGUUUGAAAUGCGUUCAAUGUUAAUUACAAAGUAUCUUCCGAAUUGUCUUUCAUUUGAUAAUACAAUUAAAGAUAUCGAACAAUGGCUAGACAAAAAAUAUUUUAAUGUUAAACGAAUUGGUCGUGCACGUCGUUCUUUAAAAAUUCUUAUGUCAAGUCGACAUAGUAAUUUUGACUCACGUAAUGAAAUUAAUGUUGAAGAACUUUUACCGAUUCUUUGGGAUAAAGUUAAAAAUCAAGAAGAUAUACAUGAUACUUUCUAUGAACAAUUAUGUGAUAUUACUGGUGGAAGUUGUUCUCAAGGACGCUCAACUAGACUUUUUCAAUUUUUAUUUCUUUUCGAUUUACCAUCAGAACCGCCAAGCACAACAUCGAAGACCGAAGAAGAAAAAAUAGAAUUAUCAAAUGAACAACAACCAAUAGAAAAAGAUUUUUCAGCAGCGACGUCAAGCACAACAACGAAAGUCAAAGAAGAAAAAACAGAGAUAUCGAGUGAUCAAGAACCAAUAGAAAAAGAUCCAUCAUCACAAGUAUCAAGUACAACACUGAAGUUUGAAGAAGAAAAAAUGGAAAUUUCGACUGAACAAAAAUCAAUAAAAAAAGAUUUAUCGUCAGAAACAACACUUGAAGAGAACUCAGUUUCAAUAUCAGAAGAAAAACAAGAAUUACAAGAAAAAUCUAAAUCUCAUGAAGAACAAUCACCUAGAAAAGAAGAACGACUACAUAAAGAUGAACAGUUACAUACAGAAGAUGAAACAAAAGGAGAACAACAAUUAGAAGAAGAGCUACAGCCACAACGAGAUAAAAAAUCUGAUUAUACAGAACAAAUCAAUUCGUCUUCUGACCAAAGAGAAUAA
Molecule: messenger RNA, 909 nt
Organism: Rotaria sp. Silwood2
Lineage: Eukaryota; Metazoa; Rotifera; Eurotatoria; Philodinida; Philodinidae
Source: the annotation of a GenBank genome assembly